Mobula hypostoma (lesser devil ray) is the source of this 960-nucleotide messenger RNA. RefSeq lists its product as uncharacterized. The transcript is spliced from 5 exons. Bases 155 to 742 code for a protein of 195 amino acids. NCBI's taxonomy places the organism in Eukaryota, Metazoa, Chordata, Chondrichthyes, Myliobatiformes, Myliobatidae. The record is from RefSeq and is a predicted model, not a curated record.
UUGAUCUGAGACCCACGUGGGACAGGAGUUUGCCUCAGUGACAGUUUAGGACCAUAAUCUCAAGCAUUUUAAAUUAUACGUACAGUAAAUAAUCCAUCGGGAUUGUUUAUGUUAAGAGUUUUAAAAAUAUAGUUCUAUCAAUUUAUUUCCCAAGAUGACUAAAGUGAAGAAAAGUAAACUUGAAACCCGCAAGAUGAAAAUCUCCCUAAGCGAGCAAGAGCCAACUCUUUUGAUGCCGGAUGCGAAAAGAAAGAAAAUGAUAAAAACACAGGAUACUGAAGAAAAAGCAAUGGAAGAUCUUGCAUGCCAGGGAGAAGAGGAGCUUACACCAGAAGAAAAGAGAAAGAUGGAAAGAAAACUUAAGAAGGAACGAAAAAAGGAAGAAAAACGGUUAUUGCGGGAAGCUGGUGUGUCAGUGGAAAAGAAGAAGCCUCAGAAGGCUUUAGCUUGCGACCUUGCAUUAAAAUAUCUGAGCAUGUGGUCUGAAAAACACAAGGAAUGGAGAUUUCAAAAGAUAAGACAAACUUGGCUUUUGCAGCACAUGUAUGAUUGUGACCAGAUUUCUGAUGAGCACUUUACUCUGCUGCUGGGUUAUUUGGAAGGACUGAAAGGAAAUGCUCGCGAUCUAACCAUUCAGAAAACGGAGGCGCUGAUUAAGGAAUCUGACGCUACAGAUGAUCCCACUGUGUUCAGCCAAAAGAAGAUUGAACGCAUGCGGCAAGUCCUCCAGAUUUUAUCUUGAAGCUUUGGAAUUAUCUCUCCGUUCAGUGAAGUUUUGAUAUCCUUAGCAAUGGAGAAUUUAUACUCAGAUGGAAUUUAUGCCGCUUUUUAAAAUAUAAUCUUUAUUUGAAUACUCUGGUGAAUGGUGUUUUCAUAAAGUUUGAUUUCUAAUUUCAGUGUUUGUAAUAAAGUUUACUUUUGUACUGGAUGUACUGUGCUUCCCAAUAAAAUCAAAGUGUU